AAACACGAAGGUCCUGACGAACAAGGCGACACACUUUCCCAGCACAGCACCUUAAUCGUGAAGCUGAAAGGGCGCAAUCUGGCGCGCCACUUGGUGGGCCCUGCAGAACGCCAUCACGAUGCUGCGCCCCUUCAUGAAGGCCCUGCGCCUGCAGCGCUUUCAUUGGACAUGGUGGCUGGCGGUGCUCGCACUCCUGGCUCUCUGCGGCCAGGUAUUCGAGCUGAGCCUGGGGAUGAAAACCGUGCGCGCUGCUGAGCUGGAAGGGUUUGGGGAUGAGUGGGAGGAGGACGAUGAGCCCGCCCCAGCUGUCGUCGCUCCAAAGCCGCAUAUACAACAAGGGUAUCAGGCGAGCAGGGGCUCUAUACAGGGGUCGGAAGAGGAGGGGGAUGAUGAUGGUGACGAGGAUUUGCAAGUCGGAUCUGACAUGACGAUUAAGGCGGCAGGGGCCAAGAGGAGGCAGGAUGAGUGGGAUGAGGACGAAUUUGAAGGUGUUGAAGCAAUGGAGAAUGCGCAGCCGGUCACAAAACCCUCCGGCCAGUCCAAGGGGACUCCUAAAAAGCAAAAAACGGCCCCCGUUACGUCCUCUUCCGGCCCUAAAACGUAUUAUUACGAGGCGGUGGGGGUUGUGCUGCUGCUAGGCUACCUGGCAAACUAUUACCUGGGGGGAAAGCGCAACGAGAAGUUUGCUCGCGAUUUUGCGGCCGAGUUUGCGGACCCAGGCAAGAUUUUCCAUAAGAACUUUACUUUGCUCGGCGUGGGCACCGCGAGCGAGGGCGACCGCGCGCUCAUGACUAAGGAGGGCCAGGCAACAUUCAAGUUCUACGCGUCGGGCCGGCGCUUCUGCCACUCGCUGCUCGCCACCAUGCAGCUGCGCGCACGCCAGGACCUCGUCAUGAGCGCCAUCUCGGCUGUGCAGCCCGCGGCUGACCGCAUCCGGUUUGAGGUGUACAUGAACGAGGAGGACAUGGAGCCGUUCAUCUUCGCGCUGGCGCGCAAGCGCACCGCGAAAGUGAUGGUCAAGAACGAGAAGGACCUCCGGGAGUUUGCCGCGAUCGUGGACGCGCCGCGCCCGAAGCGCCUCGCAGAAGAGCUGACCAUUAUUGCGGAGAGCAAGGACCUGAUCGGGGAUCUGCUGCCCGAGGUGGUGCUGGAUCAGGCCCUCGGCGACAAAGCUUUUGCGACGCACGGCCGCUACUUCGUGUCAAUGCACUUCACCGACAAUGCGCCGCCGCCUUGGAAGAAGGCGCUCAGCUUCGUGUUCAACCUGCCGCCCGCCGAUAAGAUGGAGGACCUCACGCGCCUCGUUGCGAUGAUUCCCUUCUACAUCGACCUCGUUGGAAGGCUGCGCUUGACGCCCCAGCAACGCGCCAAGGCCGAGGAGCGGCGCAGCAAGACGGUGGAGGAGGACCACAAGGAGAAGAUGCGCAAGCAGGCGGAGCUGCUGGCCAAGAAAAAGGCCGAGAAGAAGGCCGCGGAGGACGAGGCGCUCGCGGGGCUGUCGCGCGAGCAGCAGCGCAGGGAAGAGGAGAAGCGAAGGAAAAAGGAGAUCGCAAAGAUGAUGCCGAAAGCGAAGAUCUCCCGCAGGUAGAUCCGUGAAGUGGAGGUUGACCGUACAGAUAGCUCAACUUGGGAGGAAACCUUGAGCUCGAUGCGGCUGUCGACAAGUACACUUGAUGCUAGAAUUUCGCAAGGCCGCCAAUGUGACGUGACUGUUGCGUCACGCACUUACAAUAUGCUGGGGUUAGGUUUAUUUUCCUGUGCACGCAUUGAGGCAGGCAGCUUGGCCCACAUCCGUAAACAAUGCUAAUACAAUGCAGCUCAUGCGAAGAGUUGCCGGGGUCCAAUAGCAUGAGCUAGCAAAAGCCAUGCGUUAGUGCGCGCAGCUUACAUGGUGCAUCUAGUAAACAUGAUCGUUCCGGCCGGGCCUGCUUCAACUGCAGCUCGCGCGUUUAUG
Klebsormidium nitens is the source of this 1954-nucleotide messenger RNA. Lineage: Eukaryota; Viridiplantae; Streptophyta; Klebsormidiophyceae; Klebsormidiales; Klebsormidiaceae. The record is from the annotation of a GenBank genome assembly.